Messenger RNA from Fomitopsis serialis, 453 nucleotides. Its product is annotated as cytochrome P450. The transcript is spliced from 4 exons. Bases 1 to 453 code for a protein of 150 amino acids. The record is from RefSeq and is a predicted model, not a curated record. NCBI's taxonomy places the organism in Eukaryota, Fungi, Basidiomycota, Agaricomycetes, Polyporales, Fomitopsidaceae. Gene Ontology annotation, molecular function: heme binding; iron ion binding; monooxygenase activity.
AUGACCAACAUUGCAGGUGUACCCCAUGCAUCAAGCGAAGACGACGAAUAUCGUGGCUACUAUAUUCCGAAGGGAACAACAAUAAUGCCCAAUCUAUGGUUCAUGUUGCGAGAUCCGGAAGACUACCCUAAUCCGGAGACGUUCCUCCCGGAACGCUUCUGGGCUCUGACCGCAGAAGAGUCUGAACGCACAGACCCUCGGAAUAUAGUGUUCGGACAUGAUCAUCCUAGUAGAAUUUGCCCGGGUCGUCGCUUUGCGGACAUCAGCGUGUGGCUCGUGAUGGCGAACAUGGUGGCGACGUUCAAUAUCUCGAAGGCCCGAGACGCCCUGGGGAACGAGAUAACGCCUCCUGUGUUGUACGAGCCUGGUUUCACGAGUGAGCCUGUGCAAUUCCAGUGCUCAAUCAUACCGCGGUCGCAACAAGCUGCAGAUUUGAUAAUCGGUGCCACGUGA